Molecule: messenger RNA, 1729 nt
Organism: Dreissena polymorpha
Lineage: Eukaryota; Metazoa; Mollusca; Bivalvia; Myida; Dreissenidae
Exons: 2
Coding region: 368-1153 (261 amino acids)
Source: RefSeq, a predicted model, not a curated record
GUUAGGGACGCCCGAUCCUAUGGUUCCCGCGAGCCAGUUGUCGACCAGCAUAUAGUAAGCCCGACAGUACGCGCGGUAUGAGGUCUUCAGUAGUGGGACGUUCUCACGACUACAUCCGGAAUCAUCGCAGUGAAUUGUGCUUUCCUGAAGAAUUAGAAUGUUAACAGUUUAUGGGUUUGCUCAUUACCGGCUCUUAAGUAUAUAAACAAAAUCUGACUACGACAACAGUAAUAUUAAUAUUUUCUAAGAUGCGGGAACUACCGCUUUGGAAUCGGAGACGAAAACGCCUACAACAACUUCACUGUGUGGCCGAGAACAUGUCCCUCUUCUGAAAGUCUCAUACAGUGUAUACUGCCGGGCCCUCUGGAUGCUGAUCACAGAUUGGUUAGCGGGAACCGUAGGAUCGGGGGCCCCUACCGACGACCUCCAUGUUGACCUAAUCCGCGACGCCGUUAAAAGCAGCGUCCGUGGCAUUGACAGUUGUCAUGACGACAAGCCCGCCGCCGCCGCCGAUGUCUAUGGGCUCCUGAUCAGGUUUUGCGUCCCGGGACAUUUCCGCACCGUCGUCUCCCAUCGCCGCUGGUUGGAUAAAUGUUACCAAUUAUGUGUUAAAAUCGGCGUUAAGUUCUCGGAUACCAUGAAAGAUCGCAUUUUACGACAUGAUCUGAGUAAGUUUUCGCCAAUGGAAGCGUUAGGCUACGCCGUUAUGUUCGGCGACGGAAGUGUCGGCUUCCGGAAGUUGGAAACGCUCGAGGAGCAGACGGAAUGGGACCUAGCUCUGAAGCACCACUAUGCUCACAAUUGUCACCAUCCGGAAUACUUCAGACAGGAUCAUCAAUGUGGCGUUUCCGUUGUCCAAUACAGUCAAGAGUCCAUGGAAGACGACUCCGACGGAAGUCUCAAUUUGGACGAGAGCAUUCUGGACAUGAUGGCGGCUCGCGGGGAACGCGAGUUAAAGCAUGAUCACGUGAUCUCCAUACAGAAGCUUCUGGACAUGCCUGCACAGUACCUGAAACGGUACACGGACGCGGACCGGAUGUACGUCACGCAGACGAUGUCGGCAUGGUCCGAGAUGGCCCGACACUUCCUGUCGGCUGAUGGAAAUGAGAAAAGUGUACAUGGCUUUUUUGAUGCACGGUCUGUCAUUUAUUAAAAAUUUGGGAUGUUAGUUACAUCAAUUGGAAAGAACAAUAUAACUGUUGAAAUCUCAGAGUCCGCUUAAUGUCUUCCUUGCCAGCAUUCUAUGCUAAAACAAUAGAACCCUUAAAGAGAAUUGUUACAUUAUCCAUGUAUACAUUUGUGAAAAUGGUCAUUUAAAAGAUUCUUUAACUCGUUGAAUGUUUAACACAUUUCAGCCAAAAAACUCUUUAAAACGAUCAACUUAGUUUUACACUUUUAACAACAAUAAUAAUGGAAUUUAAAUAACAUCAAAAUUAAAGAAAAACUGUCGAUGUUGGCUUCUUGUUACUUUUUAUUAACAUGAUUAUAUCACUAUUAUCAUGUAAACUGUAUAUACCCGGUAACGUGGCAGAAAUGACUAAUGAAGUAUGCACUGCCCUUCACUUACCCCGGUAAUGUAUUUACAACUGUUUUAAAUUGUACUUUAUCUUCUCAUGUUUUUGAUGACAUCCUUGUUGCUUUUUAUUGGUUAUACAUCCGCAUGUUAAGUUUUGUUUUUAUAUUUAUAUCCGCAUGUUAAAUUUAGAAAUAAAAUGCAUCGAACAUAAAA